Molecule: messenger RNA, 379 nt
Organism: Racocetra persica
Lineage: Eukaryota; Fungi; Glomeromycota; Glomeromycetes; Diversisporales; Gigasporaceae
Source: the annotation of a GenBank genome assembly
UACUAACGCUAACAUUAACGAAGACAACUCUGAAUUUAAAGAUGCAGCAAUAGAUGCAGCAAUCAACGCAUCUUUAACUGCUGCAGAAAUAGCAGCAUCAUAUGUUCCUUUCAUUAAUAUGGUGAAAAUUUUAACUCUCACAGAAGUUGAUUGUGGCGUAAAAGACAUUCGCAACCAACUCGAUACCAUAGUUCAGGGUAUGAACAUUUUAAGAACUCGACAACCAGAUAACAUUCAUUCACCAAAAGUCGAACCAAGUCAUUUAAAUGAUCAUGUUUGUCGAAUGAAGCAAGAUUUUCGUGGUUCAGAAGAUUAUCCAGUCAUUAGAAAAUUUUAUAAAAAUUGUGUAGAUGUUGCAUGCAAACCUAUUAAAGAUGUU